AUGCCCGCCUCUAGCCGUGACAAAAGCCCUCGGGUUACCAAAGUCUUCACCAGGUUUCCCCAUGAGUCCCGAUCGCCCAAGGGUGUCCAGGAGGGCGCGGCGGUGGCGGCGACGAAAGACCACAGCGCCACCACUACUGCCACAACCACCUCCACUACUACUACUGCCACCAUUUCUACCACUACUACAACCUCCACCUCCUCUACCGCCACCGCUACCUCCUCCUCCACCUCCACCACCGGCAAGGCCAAGAAGAGCAGGAAGGGCUUCUUGCCGUACUUAAGAGGUCACCGGUCAACCAAGAAGGAAGAGAAGGAGAAAGAGAAGAAGGAUAAAGCUGACGGGAGCACUAAGGGAGGGAGUCCUCAGCCUGGAGGGAGAGAGAGCGAAGCGCCACGCCCCCAGCACGCUCUUACUGUGGCCGACAAGAAGCCUGCGUCUCCGAAGACAGAUGUUGAGUGGGUGAGGGCCUCCGCCGGAUCCAGUGAAAGUGAAGGAGGGGAGAAAGAACCCCGUGUGGGAGAUGGUGAAGCUCUAGUGGGUGAGGGGAGCGGUAAGGGGGGCGCUGUGACCCGCACCGUCUCGCAGCCCACCACCUCCGCUACCCACAAGUCCCCCCUACACAAGCUACAGACUCUCCAGCGUUCCUUCCUACACAACAGGUUCGGCUCAGCAGUGCACGAUGCCGUCGCCAACACCUCCUCCCUCCCUCAAAGCUCCGCUACGCUCCGCCCUGCCCCACAGCAGCGUCCUGUGGCUGCACUCCGUUACCACACCCUUGGCCCCGCCUCUCGCCCCCCACAGGAGGCUGACGAGGACGCGUGGUUGGAAAACCGAGGCAGCACCCUGGACGCCGUGAGGGCGAGGUUUUACAACCAAGUCAACAACCUGACGUACGAAGGCGUGGACUUCGCUGCCGUGGAGGCCAGCCACGUACCCAGCAGCUUCAGCCUGGCCAGCAGGGGAUGUGACGCGCCCUUCCACGCCCCUGCCAGGGAGCGGGAGAAGAGGCCGGCGCGCGGGACCACGACAGAAUCUAAGUGCGUGGCCAAGAAGAUUCUGUUACAGAACCUUCUUCAGGAGGACUCGAGAGGGGAAGGCGGGGCGAUAACAGCUGUCACCGCCGCCAGCUGUGCCUCUGCCACCACCACAACUCCCAGCCAGGUGAAAGCCAAGCUCAACAUCACAGUGGUGAAGACGCCUGAGGUGUCCCGCCGGGCCCGCCCGGCCUCUAUCAGGACCACCAGGGCGUCCCAGCGGCGCAAGAAGGUGCCCGCGGGGAACACAGGGCAGCCCUGGGGUGGCGCCUAUGGCCGCGUGCUGUUCCGGGACGGCGCGCCCAUCCCGGAGUAUGCAAAGGUGCACAAGAGGAAAAACUGGAGACCCAACUUCUUGAGGAGGGGAAUGGACGAGGACGAUGAGGAUGUGGAGGACGAGGGGGAGGCAGAUGAGGAGGACGAGCCACUCUCCCACACUGUACACCAAACGCAGCACCUGCACGAGUCCCCAGCGGAGAAGGCGCCGGUGGUGAAGAAGAUCGAGUCAGCAGGAUACAAGUCACGGAAGGACCUGGAGCCCACGCUGAAGGUAAACCCCGUGAGGCGGGCGGAGAGCUUCAAGACGGGCGGGCGUGUGGUGCGGCGAGGCAGCCUCUCCUACACUUCGCGGGCCAAGGUGCUGGAGGGCGAGAGUUUCGUGAAAACCCAGGCCGUCAAACUCCGGCGGAAGGACUCCAAGAACGGACGCAUGGACCACAUGAAGGGGGCGCGGAAGGCAGAGUAUCGACUGAGCGUGACCAUCAAGCCAAGCACUGUGGCGGCGCUGACAGACAAAUUCAACACAAUGAUCUCACAGAACCAGGCAGCGGGACCCCACGAUCUGCCGCAGGUCACGCUGCACAAGACGCGCAUCCCGCCCCUCGCCCCGAGAGUCGGCACGGUGCACAGGACACGGCAGAAGUUCGUGCGCCUAGAUAAGGAGGGCGUCGGGGUGCUGACGGAGAAGAGCCGCAAAGAGGAGAAGAACAGGGAGCAGCGAAGAGGCGUGGCUGCAGGGGAGCUGGCCAUGCUGAACCUACGUCGGGUGAACGGUAAGCACGGCAGGUCCCCCAACACGAAGUCACCCAACUCAAGAUCACCGAAUACAAGAUCACCCAACUCAAGGUCACCCAACUCAAGGUCACCCAACUCACGGUCACCAAAUACAAGAUCACCCAAUUCACGGUCACCCAACUCACGGUCACCAAACUCACGGUCACCAAACUCAAGAUCACCAAAUUCAAGAUCACCAAACUCAAGAUCACCCACCUCCAGGUCACCCAAUUGUAGGUCACCCACCUCCAGAUCACCCACUUCCAGGUCACCAAAGUCACAGUCGCCCUCCUCCAGAACCUCCACGCCCAGGUCGCUCUCCUCCAGGUCACCUACUGCCAGGGCGUCAAACUCCAGGUCGCCGUCUCCCAGCUCACCCUCGACGCUUCGCCCGCCGUCCUCCUCGUCCAGGUCUCCCCCGAUGAGGUCUGGACGACCGAGGACGGUGAGGGCGCGGCGUGGUGUGUCGAGAAGACGCAGCUCUACGGGCGUGGGGGACAACAAGACAGACGAGGAGAAGGUGUGCGAGAGGAUCAAGACUGCUCUCUCCUCCAGCAAGUUUAAAGGAGAGAGCGAGGACGAGGACACGGAGGACGAGAGCACCGACGAGGAGAAGUGUCAGAGGGACGCAACGAGGGAGCAGUCACCGCCCUACACCAACAUCGAAGUCAGGCCGUCCUCCACCCUCCGCUUACGACCUCCUGACGAUGUAGGUGAGGGAGGGAGUCUGGCCUCUUCUGUCACUUCCUCAGCAGGACGAUUCACCGCUACCCUGCCGGAGAGACACUCCAAAUCGGACUCUUUGGACUCUGGCAUCUCUGCCGAUGGGUACCAGCUAUCGCCGAGGCUUCGUGUCCCCAGCGUUCCCGGCCACGCCUCUCCGCUCCCGGAGGACUGCUCUCUGGACACUGUAGCCUCCUCAGACACCUUCAGGAGUGAGGAUAGCGCCGUGGCUCUGAGGGGUGUGGACGAGGACCCUGAGGACAAAGACUCGCAUCAGGAGAAGGAUGUGUAUGCCUGUGUGAACGAGGAAGAAAAAGCAGCAAAGGAAGGUAAGAUCGUGGACUCUGAGGAGAAAGGAAUGAUGGACCUUCUUGAGUCAGAGAGCAAGGAUGUGACUCAAUCCUCUGCGACCUGCAGUUCCGCCUCACUCGAGGAACCAACGCCUUCCACCUCCCAGUCUCCAGAGGCGUCAGUAGAGACCCCAAAGGCCACUCCUGAAGGCUACGAGGAGGAGAAACAACCAGAGGCGGACUCGAGGUCAGUGGAGAGCAGUGGACUAGACGACGCGACCUCUGAGGUGAGUUCGGUGUGCUCGGAGGCGAAGUCGAAGAAGGCGGUGAAGGCGCAGGAGAGCCGCAUCUAUACCGCCGUUAAAUCUGCCGUCAAGAACACGGUGAAGAAGACCAAAGAAAAGGACGCCGAGAGGAAGGAGGAGAGGGAGAGGAGGAACAGAUCUCCUUCGGCCGACAGAGAGAAGUGGUAUAAGCGAGGGCGCUCCAGGGAGAGGAGGGACAAAAAGAAGGAGGGAGAGGAGGAUAAAUCGGAGGGAGGAGAGGAGUGCGAGAAGGAUAGGGAAGGGAGGACGUAUGAUAGGUUUACCUUCAAGAAACUCAGAGAAAAGAGUCAAGAACGGAAGAAAAAAGCCAAAGAGGAGGAGAAAAAGAAGGAGGAAGAGAAGAAAGCCGCAUUAGAGGACUCAAAGAAGGAAGGGAAGAAUAAGAAGAAAGAUGAUAAAGAGGAAGGAACUUAUGGUAAAUGGAACAUCCGCUCGAGAUCAAGAAGCCGUGACAGGAAGAAAUACAAAGACAAAAUAAUGGAGCAGAUCGCAAAGGAGGAGGCAGAGGAGGGCGAAGGAGAAGGAGGAGGAGGAGGAGGAGAGUCACUAAACCCCCUCAAUGCUUCCACCUCCCUCCAGACUCUUCCUGGCUCCUCCCUCACCCUCCCUCUCACCCUGAGGAAGUCACAAGAGACACCCUCCCACGGAGUCGUUAAGCUCGGGGCAAGAGAAGGAGCUCUGCGCAAGUCUGCUGCGUCGGAUAAGAGCGGCGCGGAGAGUGACAGCAGCGGCGAGACGGAGAAUAUCUACGAGAACCUUUAUGCACCGAACCUUGAGAAGCUGCAGCGCAACAGAGAGAAGCUCGAGGGGCGGGGCAUCAGACCCAACUGUUCCUUCCUGUGGAGCGAGGGCAGCAUACAGCACUCAGGCUCGGUGGAUAUGCCGGAACUGCAGGAGGUAGAGGCGGACGAGGACGAGGAGGAGGAGCCCGAGCGGUCGCCCUUCACACGUCAGCCUGGCGUGCGGAACUACUGUCGCUACGGGAGGACUGCCUUUCCUGGGCGGGUGAAGGAGAGCGCCGCGCACCACAGCUAUGCCGAGCUGACGCAGCGGGGCGGCGCCGAGGACACCCACACGGUGUCUUACGACUACAUCGGGGCCGCGAGUGCCGUGAGUUACGAUGACGUGCGGGCCCCGUCCUCCUGUGGGUAUGACGACAUCCGCGCGCCCUCCACGGUGGGCUACGACACCAUCCAGCCGCCAUCCGAAGGCUACGACACCGUGAAUCCACCUCGCUCUGACUCCAGCCAGUACGAUGACUGUGACGGCGGCGUGGUGACGGCACACUUCGCGGUGGUGAGAGAGGACCAGCUAGACUCCAUCAGCUACAUGUACGACGAGGUGGCGAUGUACAACGCCUCCCAAACGUCCCACUCCUACGAGCCCGUGUACCCGCCCGGCGUGCCUGCCCUGGCCGUGUCUUGCAUUCAGGAAGUGCCUGAGGCUGAGACAGGCUCGCCCGAUCCCCGCGAUGACUGCAGCACCACGGCGCGUGACGGAUGCUCCCCCGAUGUUAGUGAAGAUGGAAGUGAGGGCGGCGUGCACGAAGUCUUCUCCUACAAGCUGACCCGCAUUGGGGCGUCGCUGGAACUCACACCCACCAUCACCACCACCACCACCGCCGCCGCCUCCGUCCUCCACCCACCGUCCUCCCCGCCCACUACCCACGCCCCAACCACACCCUCCUCCAGAAGUUACGGAGGCCCUGUACCCUCCCUUCUCAUGCUAGCCGGAGAGGGAGCGGAGGGGGCGCCAUCCCCGUCUCUCUCACCCACGGAGGGAAAGAGUGAGACCUCGGAUGAGUGGGUGGACCUCAGUGACACGGAGACGGACACCAGCAUCUGCGGCCCCGUCAGGAUCACUACCCAGAUACCCUUGUUGAGAGUCCGGCAGAGAUCAAAGAAGUGGCGACCGCGGUACUGGAAGCGGACCUGGAGUCAAGCCGCCCACGUCCACGGCGCCCAUGAGAAGGACGAGGACGAGGAGGAGGAAGAGGAAGAGGAGGAGGUGGACUGCUGGAGGGAGGGAGGAGGAAGGAUGGUGCGGAGAACCUCACACGCCUCAUCCCUCAUCUCCUGUGCUUCCUCCACCUCCUCCUCCUUCUCCUCCAGCUCCUCCUACUCCUCCACUUCCUACAAGCCUUACGGGAAGCCACGGGCGCCCACACCUGACUCGGCAACGCUCACACCCGAGGAGGAGGAACAGGAGGAGGAGGGGGAGGAGGAAGAGGAGGAGGAGGACGAGGAGGGAGAUGAGGAGGAGGAGGAAGGUGAGGAGGAAGAAGAGGAAGAUGAACCCACAGAACAAGUUUACGUCACCUCGUCCUCCACCAUCGUGUUGGGGAGCAGUGAGACAGAGGCUAAUCUUUACGACGCCGCCUACACGCCUGACUACUACAACGCCUCCCUGCAUUCAGCCAGCACCUCCAGCAGCCUCUACUACGAGAGUGCCAAGAUCCGCAGCAUUUUCUACGAGGAUGGUGACCAGAACGAAGACCAGGAGAUCUCACUCUUCCUGGAAGGAGGGGAGUCUGAGGAAGAAGACACUGCAGGGGAUCACUAUGAAGCUAUCUAUGAAGUCAUCAGUCCAGCCCAUGAGGACUGCUAUGUACGCCAAGAUGAUCCGGACUUCGAUGACUCCUUUGAUUCAGAUGACUCGGAUGAUGCCUACUGUCGCCUUCGCCCACAGUUUCCAGAUGAAAACUCACAGCUCUCAAGGGAACACCAUGAUUCCCUGAGAUCUGAAGAGUCUGGAACAGGGAAGCAGGAUGAGAAUGUGACACAGCAACACCACCAGCAGCACCAGCAGCAGCACCAGCAUGGCAUCACUAAGAUAGCUGAGGCUGCCAACCUGGGCAUGAGGAGGUUAAGGCGGAACUGGUCCCUCACCAAGAAUGAGGUGCGCACAGGCCUCAACAGGAUCAAGAAGAAGAGCACCUUUAGUGCUUCAGACAUCAAGAGCACAGAAAAUCUGGCUAGUGACCACAGUCCCAGCAAUGAGGAGAAGAGAAAGUGGUCCUUCAAGAGUCAUUUCAGAAGAAAGUCAUCUACUGGGUCUCUGUCAACAUUGGUUAGUGGGGCUCCUCCCCCACCCCAGAAGAAGGAGUCAGCCACCUUCUACCUCACAUUAACCAUUGAGGCAGGAGCUCAGGAUGCUGGGGAGCUCUCAGAUGCCUCACAGCCCACUGUGCGCUCUGAUGCUGAGAGUGUCACCUCAGGGGCCAGUGUGCGGGAUGUCCGCCAUUCCAACACUCCCUCCAUAGCUUCUGUCACCACCCUGGCCUCUGCUGAUGGUGCAGUAACUCGUCGGUCUGCUCCAGUGAUCUACAGCAGGAAGAACUCUACUGGAUCUACUUCUGGUGGCCCAGUCCGUCCCCGCACUGCCCCACCCGCCCCACCACCCAAAGUCACAGACAGGAGCAGUGAAAAGGCUGAGAAGACUGGCAGAACAAGUGAUGGAGAGCCAGAGGAGCUGAGCAAGACAGAGGUUGCUUCCCGCCUCAACCAGCUCCUCUCCUGUGGUCCAAUGGUGCCCCCUGGCCGCCGUGUCCUGCGCACCUCAGGUGACUCUAGCAGCGAUGCCUCCCCAAUUCCUGUUUUGGUGCACCCAGAUGAUGCUGGCUACACUGGAUUGCGUCCCAACAGUGUCAAGUAUGCUACAAUAGAUGGAGCCACAUCCUCAGCUCUAGGAGACUCCAGUGGUGAUGAGAGGCUGUUAGGGGCUGAGGCGGUAGGAGGUCUGGGCUUCAAUAUGCCUCGGGCACGCACCUCUGUGGCCAGCUCUGGGUCUCAUGGCUCCAGUGAGGGCUACAUUCGUCUAGGUGACAUUGCCUCAGCUCCUCCACCCUUGCCUGCACGGCGAAACCCAGUGCCACCUGCACCAAAGCCAAGCCGUCCUCAAUCCUCUGGUCUGCUGCACCUGCCAUCCAGUCUGCUGGAUGGUGACAACAACAGCUACCUGGACUUCAGUGUCAAUGCCCUGAUCCAAGAUGAGCCACUCUAUGUCAGCUCCCAUUUUGCUGACGAGCCUUUGUACCAGUUUUAUACAGCAGGUGUGCUGGAGCGAGCAGCACAUAACCAGGGAGAUUGCUCCUCUGAGGAUGACUAUGAGGUCAUAAAUGAUGGGCAUGGUGGUGGGAGUGGGAAGCUGCAGACCCGCCCAUCAGCCAUGGAGCUAGUCACCCCCGCUGAUGGCCGGCGCACGCUGUGGUGUGAGCUACCAGAAGUAAUAGAUAGCGGCCUAUUGAGCCAAAUCAGUGGCCAGGAAAGGAAGAUCCAGGAGGCAAUGUUUGAGAUGAUCACCUCCGAGGCAUCCUAUCUCAAGUCCCUCAAUGUACUGGUGACUCACUUCGUCCAGUGCCCAGAGUUCAUUGAUGAGGGAGAAGAUGCUGUGCUCAGCCGCCGGGAAAGGCACAUCCUCUUCUCUGACAUUCUUCCUGUCAAGAGAUGCUCAGAGCUGUUCUUGGCUGACCUGGAGAAGCGGUGGCAGGAGUCAGUGAAGAUCUCCAACAUUGCCGAUAUCAUCUGUAAGCACGCCAACAACCACUUCCAGGUGUAUGUCAAAUAUUGCUCGAAUCAAGUAUACCAAGACCGCACACUGAAGGAACUCAAAGAGAACAACCCUCGCUUCCUGGAGGUUCUCAACAUGCUGGAGUCAUCACCAGUGUGCCAGUCACUCGCCAUGCACUCCUUCCUCAUGUUGCCAAUGCAGAGGAUCACCCGCCUGCCCCUGCUGGUGGAUGCCAUCUUCCACCGCCUGGAACACAACACUCCCAUUUGGCACGAAUACAAAGUUGCCCUCGCCACACUGACUAAGAUUGUAGCGGAGUGCAAUGAGGGAGCACGGCGGAUGGAGCGCAUGGAAGAGAUGCUUAUCCUCUCCCGCCAGCUGGAUUUCCGGGAGGUGAAAGCCAUCCCUCUCAUUUCAGCCUCACGUUGGCUGGUUAAGAAAGGUGAUCUGACUCGCCUUACUUGGAGAGAGAAUGAUGGCAAACUAACAUUUGGGAAGAGGAUUUCCAAGUGCACAUUGCACUUCUUCCUCUUCACUGACCUCCUGGUGGUGACCAAAAAGAAGAGUGAGGACCAGUACAUGGUGUUGGACUACUGCUCCCGGAACAUGGUGCAGGUGCUGGAACUGGACACUUCUGAUAAGUUCCCUGGACGUAUCCUGGAUGGCCACAAGAACCUCCUCAUCAUGACCAUGUUGCAGAAUCAUGAAAACAAGACUGUGGAGAUGAUUGUGUCUUGCCCCAUGGAGUCAGACAGGACACGCUGGGUAGAGGCUGUCACUCCACGCAGCUCAGACAACCCAGAUGAGCGGAUCUAUGAGGAAUGGGAUUGUCCCCAAGUCCAGGCCAUCCAUCCCUAUGUUGGCAAGCAGGCAGAUGAGCUCUCCCUUGAGGUGUCUGAUGUUGUCAACGUCCUAAAAAAGAUGUCUGAUGGUUGGUAUCAUGGGGAGCGCAUCAGGGACCAAGAGCGAGGGUGGUUUCCUGGGAGAUUCACAGUGGAGAUCUCAUCAACCCAUGUGCGGGCAAGGAACCUCCGCCAGCGCUACCGUCUGCUGGCCAUCUCCGGUUCUCUCCUUGAUGAGCUGAAGAAGGAAAAAGAACGCUUUGAGAAGGAGGAACGAAAGAAGGACCGCAGGCGCACAUUAACCAUCAUGGAAGUUAUAUCAUCUCAGACGCAGGCGAUAAGUUAGAUGCAAUAUCCUGAUGUGUGAUGUGGAAAUGAAUACUCAUUGUGACCUCUGCCACCUCAAUGUGACCAGUGUCAUUUGUGCCUUUUUUUUCUCUAUGGCAGAAGUGAAAGAAAGUGGUGAAAUGUUACAAAGUUAGAAAGCUUACUUGCCUUAAGAAUUACCAAGGAGAGUUUGUAAAUAAUACAUAAUUUAACCUGUUACUGAAGUAAAUUUUGAUGCAGUGAAGCUUGUGUGUGUGUGUGUGUGUGUGUGUGUGUGUGUGUGUGUGUGUGUGUGUGUGUGAUUUACAUUCCUUAAUUUCAUAAUGUUUUCUGGUUUAUUCCAAAUACAUUUAUUUUCUGGGGAACCUGUAAUUCUUAUAUUGUUCAAAGAUCUGUCUUUCCUUGAUUUGUGUCCUCAUAAAGUAUCUAUCUUCACUCUUUUCUACACAAUAAUAGAUCUUUUCUAUCUUAUUUUUUCUCAAAUUGUCUUUUAUUUAUAUAAUAGAAUCAUGUCUCCCCUCUUGUGUUUGUGUUUGUGUGUGUGUGUCACUGCCUAGGUCAAACUUAGACUCAGUGAUGAUUUCCCAGGCAGAGUCAGGUAGUGAUUGGAGCUUCAUGGCAGUGCCCUCUACUCUGCCAGUGAAAGUAAUGUGCAAAUUACUUGGUAUACAUAAAUACAGUCUUUACAAGCCAGUGCAGGAGAGAUGUAUUGUGUGUGUGUAUGUAUGUGCGUGAUGGAUUUGUGUACCCUCUUGCUAUACUGUCUCCUCAUGUAUUAGGUGCAGUUGUGCCUGAAGUGGGUGGUUUCUCUACUAAUGCAGUUGCUACCCUACUGCAUUAUUAUAUCAAUUUAAACAUAUCUCACACUUUUUUACUUAUGCAGUUGUUUUUAUGAAAAGUUUUAUAGGUAUAUAGGCCUAUGGAAUGCUUUUGUUAUAUACACAUAAGAUACAAGAGCAAUUUUGUUAAAGCUUGAAAUAUUUAAGAAAGAAAGAUGUAUUAUUUAAGUGGUGUACUGGCUAUGUAUAUACUGUUGUGGUGGUGUACAUAUCUCUGGACUCACCCGGGGAAGUUAUUAGUGUAUAAAGUUUAUUUCCAGCCAAAAUAAAAAUUGUUUUCAUUA
Molecule: messenger RNA, 10230 nt
Organism: Scylla paramamosain (green mud crab)
Lineage: Eukaryota; Metazoa; Arthropoda; Malacostraca; Decapoda; Portunidae
Gene: Exn
Exons: 21
Coding region: 1-9126 (3041 amino acids)
Biological process (GO): activation of GTPase activity
Molecular function (GO): protein binding; guanyl-nucleotide exchange factor activity
Source: RefSeq, a predicted model, not a curated record